UCACAGAUUUUGUACUCCGGUGAGACCAUGGACAGAUUUAGUCCAGAUGAGGUGGCAGAUAUUGUCAGCAGUGCAGCUGUGGUUUCGGAGACAUCGGAGGAGGAGAACGAACAUGAUGUGAGAAGUGAAGAUUCCACAUCCGAAAAUGAAGAAGAAGAGGAAGAAGUGUCGUAUUUGUCCAAAAAUGGAAAAAUAUCUUGGUCCUCAAGACCAAUCGGACUGUCCACCUCUGGCAGACUGCCAGCCGAAUUUGUGCUAAAGUCCACUCCAGGACCCACAAGGAUCAGCAGAGCACAAGUACACGACGUCCUCUCUGCCUUCGAACUUUUCAUCCCAAGAACGGUGGAAGAAAUGGCAGUAAAGUUCACGAACUUGGAAGGGCUACGGAGGCACCCAAAUGACUGGAAGAAAACCAACCGAGAAGAAAUGAGAUGUUUCAUUGGAGUACUCAUUCUGAGUGGCAUGUUCCGAUCGAGGGGCGAAGCUGCGGAAUGUCUCUGGGACUCUUACAUGGGGAGACCCAUCAUUGCGGCAGCGAUGUCCCUGGACCGUUUUCGGACACUCACAGCCAUGCUCCGUUUUGAUGACCGGGAGACCCGACCCAGCCGCAGAGCAGCAGAUAAGCUGGCCCUCGUAAGGGACAUCUGGGAGGCAUGGCUGGAGAGGCUGCCGGUGAUGUAUACACCUGGAGAAAACAUCACCGUUGAUGAGCGGCUGAUUCCCUUCAGGGGUCAAUGUGCUUUCCGCCAGUACAUGCCGAGAAAGCCUGGAAAAUACGGAUUGAAGCUGUGGGUGGCAAGCGACAGCGCCACCAGCUACGCCUACAAUGUGCAAAUAUAUACAGAAAAAGUUCUGGACAGUGAUGAGGAAGACUUCCAGGAGGAAUGUCAGGCAGGUUCAUCAAUUAUGGAUGGUAUGUAUUGUCACUAGCUUAAGUCAGUAAGUUUAUUAGAGUUAUUUAGCUAACUAAUGCCAGGGGCAUAUGUACUUAAUGAUUGGGACUUGAAGGCAAAAUCAAACAUAAUUCAUUAUUAUUAGGAUAGGUCUAAUAAAAAUCUUUUAAAUCUUUUAAAAUGGCCUAUCCUAAAGAAACCAAAUCUUGAACCUAGUGACUUAGGAAACUAUAGACCAAUCUCAAAUCUUCCCUUCAUUUUAAAAUUCUGGAGAAAGUUGUUGGUCACCAGCUGUCUUCCUUUCUUCAAAAUAAUAAUGCUAACGAGCUAUAUCAGUCUGGUUUCAGAAACAAUCAUAGCACAGAAACGGCCUUAGUCAAAGUGAUAAACGACUUGCUUAUGGCUUCCGACCGUGGCUGUAUAUCGCUAUUAUUCUUACUGGAUCUAACUGCAGCAUUCGAUACUGUAGACCAUAAUAUUCUUUUGGACCGGCUGGAAACAUUGAUUGGCAUUAAAGGGACAGAACUACUGUGGUUUCGCUCAUAUUUAACUGAUCGUUACCAGUUUGUCCAUGUAAACAAUGAGUCAUCCAUAGCCACUAAAGUAAGAUAUGGUGUCCCGCAGGGAU
This is a messenger RNA of Paramormyrops kingsleyae, 1521 nucleotides long. NCBI's taxonomy places the organism in Eukaryota, Metazoa, Chordata, Actinopteri, Osteoglossiformes, Mormyridae. The record is from RefSeq and is a predicted model, not a curated record.